Molecule: messenger RNA, 2397 nt
Organism: Fonsecaea multimorphosa CBS 102226
Lineage: Eukaryota; Fungi; Ascomycota; Eurotiomycetes; Chaetothyriales; Herpotrichiellaceae
Exons: 2
Coding region: 1-2397 (798 amino acids)
Biological process (GO): DNA-templated transcription
Cellular component (GO): nucleus
Molecular function (GO): DNA binding; zinc ion binding
Source: RefSeq, a predicted model, not a curated record
AUGCUCAAGCCGGGACCCAAGCCCGGAAGCAUCCGUAAAAGACGCUACCAUGGCCACCCUAUGCGUGACGACCGCACUGACAGAAGUCGGCUCAGACAAAGACGGACGGCGUUAACCGAAGAUGACACACAGAGCCAGGUCUCUGGGGUCACUCCUCCUCGGGCCGCUUCUGCCAGGGGAUCCCAUCAAUCGGACGAGGCGGUACAGCAGCAUUCGAUGAAUGUUUAUGACCUGAUCAGUCCUUCGUAUGAAGGUUCGUCUCCAAAGUCCAAGGGAACGGUAAUUGGUGCUACGCAUAUAGUGAAGGACAGGGAAGAUAUACUGGAGUCUGCCUGCUGCGAUCUUGGAGUUUCGUCAGAAUCGAUGAAAAGAAUGGUGGGCAAUUUCUUUCGCACUUUCACCCCGUAUGGUCUCUUCCGACAGUCGACUUUUGAUGUGAAGUUAGGCCAGAUCUCAUCCUCUCUCCAAAUGAAAGCGCUCCUUGCAGCCAUCUUUGUUUUCGGCUGCAAGGGCAGCGACGUCGACGCGCACGUCAAAGCUCUCCCUCGUCCUGAGCGACUCUCUGCAGCUCACUUUGGUGACCUGGCCAGCGACUAUAUCGACAAGGCUUUGGUAGAAUGCGGAGACGAUCCACCUUCACUGUGUUUACUCCAAGCAAUGAUCCUCAUGACCCACUGGCUGAUCGUGAAGGGCGUCCGUGGCCGGGCAUGGAGGUCUCUUGGGCUGUGCAUCCGGAUCGCAUUCGAGCUCGGGCUGGACUCUGUGGAUUCGGAUGUGGACCCAAUCAGUAGCCAUAUUGACCUCGAUCGAUGGUGCAAGGACGAGGAGCGGCGACGGGCAUUUUGGGCCCUCUAUGAGAUCGACACUUUUGCCACAGUCGUCAAGCAAGUCCCCCACGUCACCAACUGGACUCCCAAUAGAGUCUUGCUCCCGGCAGACGACGACAGGUGGUUUCAAGGCCAGCACCAGCAAAGUAGUUACCUGGACCAGGACUUUAUUCAGCGACCCAAGUCUCUCCAAGAGACAGGAACCGAAUCAGCACGAGCAUGGUACCUGGUGCUCAUUUCCUUGUUAGUAGAGGCGAACUCGAUCCAUCGUGCCUGCGGAAGGAAAGCCACAGUAUCUGAAGUUGACCCUGACACCACAACGAGUGUUCGCAACAAUCGUACGACAUUACUCAACUGCAUUCAGCUUUACCUCCUAGUCGUGCCAUCCACUCUAAAGUUCCAUGGGCAGAUAUUGGACUUUGGGGCACAGAAAUCUGACUCAAACUUGACCGCUUCGCAAAUUUACUGGCAGAGCUCCAUCUACAAUGUCGCAAUCCUCGCUGAAGUGGGCAGAUUACUCGCGCUCAGGCCAUUCAUCUUUGAAGGAUAUAUGCAAAGGCUCCUGGGGACGACAAUGACGGGAAGGAACGCGCUCUCAGCAGGAUCUAGUGACGGACCAGUCCCAACCUCAGGAUUGUCGGCCCAAGAACUUCAACAGUGUUUCCGUGCCUCGGACGCCAUGUUGAAUGUGAUGCUCAACUGCUCGGAGUUGCAUUACCAAUACCUGAAUCCGUGUAUUGCACAUGCCUCCUGGUUAGCCGCGAUAGUCAAACUGUUGCAACUGGAAUUGACUGGGAACGAAAGUGAGAGCAGGAUGAUUCGGUCACAAUUCGAGAUCUUGAAGGUUAUUAAUACCCGGUUCACCCAAUACUGGGACAUGUCUAGCAUGCCCACGCAAAAUCUCGACGGACUAGCCACGCAGUUGAAGCAAUUCACUCCCAUUCCCCAUGCUGUGGCUGAAGGAGAGAGACUCUCUGCCGGUCAACUCAAGUAUUCCACCCAAUCGAUAGGAGGGCAACCAGGAACUAGCAGUGACAACGCCUCCGUAUUGCAGGUCAGCGAUCCGCAGGGAUCAAAAAGCAGGUCCAUGUAUAAGGCCCCGUCAGGCCUUGACGCCGCGUGGGGAUCAAACCCCCCAUGGCCCGAAUAUUUUACUUUGCGCAAGGACCUAAACCACACCCACUACUCGGGGGUUCACAAUCAACGGCAACAACAUCGAGCCACCUCGAGCGCGUGCAAUACUCCUCUUGCUGAUACCAUCAUGCUGUUGCAGCCCGAUCGAUCAUUUUCGACGUUAUCUGACCUGGGUGAUCACGAGCUAUUCCGGUAUAGCCACAACCAAAUCCUUGCCGAUCCGACUAUUCUCAGCAACGAGUCGACAUUAUGGCUCGAGUCGACACCAACUCCAUUGGCUGGAUCCAACGUGCGAAGAGCGCUAUACGAAGUGAUGAGCAGCGGCGCUGACGCAGACUCCGGUGCGUACGGCCUGGCCGACUUCACCUACAACAACACCGAUGGGGAACUCCUGAAUUACCUCGAUGGUAUAUAUCCUGGCCCCUUUGUGGGCUAG